Molecule: messenger RNA, 765 nt
Organism: Lathyrus oleraceus (garden pea)
Lineage: Eukaryota; Viridiplantae; Streptophyta; Magnoliopsida; Fabales; Fabaceae
Exons: 1
Coding region: 1-765 (254 amino acids)
Source: RefSeq, a predicted model, not a curated record
AUGAAGUAUGUCAGAAGAAGCAGGAGUGAACUUCUUAUACUAUGUCUCUAUGUCGAUGGCCUGUUGAUAACUAGUAGUUGUAAGAAGGAGAUCGAAGACUUUAAAGGUGGUCUGAGAAAGGAGGUCGAAAUGUUUGACUUGGGCAACAUUUCAUACUUCCUUGGUAUCGAAUUCUACAAGAGUAGUAGAGGCCUGAUGAUGCAUCAAAAAAUAUAUGCAAGUGAGAUACUCAAAAGAUUUGAGAUGAAAGAUUGCAAUGCAACUUCGACACUUGAUGAACCAAGACUGCAAUUGUCAAAGGACUCAGAUGAAGAUGAUGUCGAUCCAACUCAAUAUAGAAUACUCAUUGGAUCAUUAAGAUACCUUUGUCAUACAAGGCUUGGUAUAUCAUACUAUGUAAGUAUUGUGAGUAGAUUUAUGCAGAGGCCAAAGGUAUCAUACCUUGUAGCCACAAAGAGGAUACUAAGCUAUCUCAAAGGAACUCUUGAUUAUGGAAUUUUGUUUCCUACAACUGGGUAUGUGUUUAUGUUAGGUGGUACACCAGUUUCUAGGAGUUCAAGAAAGGAACCAGUAGUAGAGUUGUCGUCAUGUGAGGCUGAGUACAUAGCUACAUGCCUUUGUGCAUGUCAAGCAACAUGGAUGGUGAACCUGAUCAAGGAGAUUUCAGGAGAAGACCAUGGAACAAUAACCAUGAAGAUGGACAACAUGUAUUCAAUCAAAAUGGUGAAGAAUCUGAUAUCAUAUGGAAGAAGCAAACAUAUUUAA